AUGCACAAGAACUUUGACUUUCGCGUAGGAUUUAUCCAUCAAGGUGUUGCUUCCCAUGUCGAGGAGAUUGGCAUACCUGAAGAUCUGGGCGCACACGAUGCUGAGAAAGAUAUUGCUAUACCUCGCGUGUCAUGUUUUAUUGUGCUUGUAACACAAGUCGUACUCCACCAUAUCAAUCGCCUGCCAACCCUGUUCAAGCACGCCGUAUGGGAAACUGUUGACGAUAUCAUCGAUGAGGAUGCCGAAAUUCCAGAGAUCCUUUUGGUUAUUGUUGCCGACUGCAUAGAGAAAGCGGUAGCAGAAAUCAACUACAACCAAUUGAAGAGUGAAGUGGUCUUAAAUCGGUUAUGGAAUGGCAUCAAGUCCGCUUAUGGGGAGAAAUACGCGCCAAGUGAUAUUGAGAUUUUCGACAGCUUCUACGAAUUUGAGGAUGAUCCCGACGAUGCAGAAUAG
Messenger RNA from Geodia barretti, 453 nucleotides. The record is from the annotation of a GenBank genome assembly. NCBI's taxonomy places the organism in Eukaryota, Metazoa, Porifera, Demospongiae, Tetractinellida, Geodiidae.